Messenger RNA from Cladocopium goreaui, 1119 nucleotides. NCBI's taxonomy places the organism in Eukaryota, Dinophyceae, Suessiales, Symbiodiniaceae. The record is from the annotation of a GenBank genome assembly.
AUGGCGGGCCCUGAAACGUGCCGGAUUUGCCUUUCGCAUUCGGAUGAUGAUGAGAGUCUGUUCUACCCCUGCCGCUGCACGGCACCAGUGCAUCGACGAUGUUUGGAUUCCUGGAGAAUAUCUGGAAUGAAUCCUGCCAACUUAACACGCUGCGAAGUUUGCCAAUAUCACUAUCGUAUAGGUCAAGGUGUUGGCGCGUGCACAGUUCACUUGGUCUUCUACUGCGUGUCAUUCGUGUUCUACAUCGUUCUUUUCUUCGGUUUGGCUCUCCUCUUUGGUCACGUCAUUCGGGUCACAGGGAUCUUUGAUGUCGUGCACUGGGGAAGGCUUACCUUCAUCAAGCCGGAGACCAUGAGGGGCUUCUUCUUCGCAGGUAUAUGCUUCAAUUUCUUUCUGAUUGGUGUCGUGACCACCAUCUAUUUAUUCUUCUUGUUCAUCACGGGACGCUUGCGACAACGCAUGGACCGUGCCCGCAGAAUGACUGGAACACCCUGGGUGACCGGGGCACGCCAGAAUCGCCGCAAGGGAGACUGCUGCACGGAUUGUUGUCAUGGCUGCAAGUGCCACCAAUGUGACCUGCAAGACGCUUGCUUUUGGUUCUGCGUCUUCGGUGACCGAAGCAUCUGCUGCCCCUGCGAGGCCUGCUGCGGUCUUUGUGAUGAAGGCUGUUCCCGCUGUUGCGAAUGCAACUGUGGGGGUGGAGGAGGAAUCGAUUGUAAGGGCUGCGACUGCGGGAACUGCAAUUGUGAUGGCUGCUGCAGUUGUGAGUGUGGUGGCUGUGGUGGUGACAAUCCAUUUGCUGUCGUCCUGCUGGGUCUCAUGGUCUUUCUGGCGGUAUGCUUGAUUGUCCUGGGAAUGUUGGUUCUCUUUUGGCUGGUUCUGGUCAAUGUGAUGUACGGCAUUUUUCUCCACCAGCUCUUUGUGAAAGACCAGAUCGCCCGUAAGUGGCCCGUCCAAGCUUAUGACCCCGCACUGGAUCCUCGGAAGACGUCACCGGAUGUGGAGAACCCUGUGCCUGCAGUGCCUGCAGCGCCUGCAGCGCCUGUGGCGCCCGCGCAGGAGGUGAUGGCGGAGUCAAACAACAACACAUUGCCGGGACAAAUUGAAGGCACAAAGUGA